CGCCCGAGCCCAUCUCUGGGAAAAAAGGCACGCUUUCCCUGUCUCCUUCCGAACUGUGCCGCACAGGCUGAACGAGCUCACACGCUUUUCUUCUUCCUCCACCAUCCGCCAACAUCCAUCUCCAAUCUCACCUUGGGCACACCUGAUUGUACGAAAAUGACUUUUGGACCGUCAGACCAGGAGCGUGGCCGAGAGCCCGUCGCAUCGACCGGACGUGGAGGUGCAGGCAAUGCAAUCCGCUCGCCCUCGCGCGGUCGUCCCGGACAAGACAAGGAAGAGCGCGAGGCCGCUGCUGCCUACCACGCUAGCCAUGGCACUACCCACUCUGGCCGAGGCGGCGUGGGCAACGUCCGCUCGCCCUCGCGUGACCCCACCGAAAGGCUCAAGGCCGAGGAGGCGGAGAAGCAGGAGCACGUCCUCCAAGCCGAGGCCCUGCGCCAGGAUGCCCAACACGGCCAGCACACGGGUCGGGGCGGCGUCGGCAACAUCAAGGGCGAGCACGGUCACAGCCACAGCCAAGAGCGAGGCAGGGGCUCGGACUCGCACCAUGGCGGUGUUGGUGCUGCCAUUCGGUCCAUGUCGCGCUCUCGUUCGCGCGAGCCAAGGAGCUCGAGUGCCAACCGGUCUCAGGCUACCGCCGAUGGCGAAAAGAAGCUGGAUGCUGUCGAUGAGGCGUCGAGUGCCUCCUCGACGGCGAAUGGCAGCGCCGAGCACCCACACCAAGGCUUCGUAAGCAAGAUCGCAAGCCAUCUGCCCGGACACCACAAAGCCUAGAGAGGACCUCAAAAAGAGUGUUCUCCCCCCCCCCUUUCUUGCACGGAAUGUC
Acaromyces ingoldii is the source of this 826-nucleotide messenger RNA. RefSeq lists its product as hypothetical. The transcript is spliced from 3 exons. The coding region runs from base 157 to 774 and encodes 205 amino acids. NCBI's taxonomy places the organism in Eukaryota, Fungi, Basidiomycota, Exobasidiomycetes, Exobasidiales, Cryptobasidiaceae. The record is from RefSeq and is a predicted model, not a curated record.